UGGGAGUUUAAACAGUGUUUGCAAACAGUGUUUAGACGUCUAUUUUCAUUGACAGCACAAAUACCACGUGAAGACCACAUGAACUGCUAUACUGAAGACUUCGAGGAAUACCACGAAGAGGAGGCCAGUGAUGAUGAUUACGGUGACCAACUCGACCGCAUACUUGUGCCCAAACUUCCGGUCGCCAACUUCGACCACUACGACCCCAGUCGACCCCCAGUUACCGGUGAGGAAUACCUACGACGAGUCCAACUGGAGGCCCAGAAGUGUCCCGAAGUAGUGGUGGCCAACCUCGACGUCAAUCAGUUCACACCAAACCAAACGCUAAUCAUUGAAAAUUCAAAUGGGUUCAUAAGAGCCAAACCGGAGUCGACGCCAUCGGUGGACUGGCAGAGGGCACAGGUGUCUGAGUUCAGUCACGUGCGGACAAGUUUGGCGCGAAUGCGAGCGCACAGACCGCCCGGCACUGCGGUCGACCCCAUCGCCGACAGGCCUCCCGUACGGCACCGGUCGAUGAGUUGGUGGCGAGACUACUGUAUCGGCAAACGGAGCGACCACUCGAGCGAUUCGGACAGCGAUCGCGGGGGCGGUGGUGGCGAUGAGGACGAGUCGGACCUCUCGACGCCCACCGACACGCCCCACAACUCGUCAGCUCUUAAGCGCGAAAAGCGGGCCAAACGCGAAUCAAACCUCCCGCUCAUGAGUACCAUCUGUGCGCUAACUCAAGACGAAGUGAUUGUUUUGUUGAGUUUUUACGCCAAAUGGUGUCAACAGUACCGCUUCACUGAGCACUUCGGCCUCUGGAUAUACGCCCUUCUCGUGGCCCUCGAGAAGCCACUGCCCGCUGAAGUGUACUCCACGUUAAGAGACUUGAGUCGUGUGUGCAGUGAAUGCCGGCAUAAGAUUGGAUCGGAUUGUGAUUCAAAUGUUUUGAUUUCAUUGAAUCUCAUUAUCUGUAUAAUCGGCCGAUAUUUCGAUCAAAACGAUAUGUGCGACCAAUAGAGCCGUUGUGUGCGAUCAGUGACUCGUAUUUUAUAGUAAAUUAAUUUCUAAAUUAAUAAACUCAUAAAACGGAUAUUAAAUCAUUGAUGGAUUGCUGUUUUGUGACAAUUUGUUGCGAUGUAAAGGCGAUUAUAAUUGCCGUUUGGGAACUGGAU
Molecule: messenger RNA, 1157 nt
Organism: Oppiella nova
Lineage: Eukaryota; Metazoa; Arthropoda; Arachnida; Sarcoptiformes; Oppiidae
Source: the annotation of a GenBank genome assembly